Triticum aestivum (bread wheat) is the source of this 921-nucleotide messenger RNA. RefSeq lists its product as uncharacterized. The transcript is spliced from 8 exons. Lineage: Eukaryota; Viridiplantae; Streptophyta; Magnoliopsida; Poales; Poaceae. Bases 55 to 921 code for a protein of 288 amino acids. The record is from RefSeq and is a predicted model, not a curated record.
GGUGAUGCCUUGCACAAAGUUUUGGGGAAUGAAAAGCCUGGAAAAGUACAUGGAAUGGGCUUGCUUCCUGUUCCUAACCAAGUUUAUGGUCGAAAACCUCGUUAUCUCAAGAACAUCAAUAUGACCACAACAAAUGGUUCAUCACAUGAUGAAGAGGCUGAUGCUAGGGAGGAAAUAGCAAAGCUAAAGCAACGCAUAGAACAGCAAGACCAAAUCAUUGAUGCAUUAAGAAACAAAGAUGAAGUGUGUGGGACGAACAAAAUGGCAACGGAAAAUUUCCAAACCGUAGGUAAUGGUGAAUCUCAUCCAGAAGUACUACAUAAUAAUAAAAGAAAGAGAGUUCAUGCCAAUGGACCUGAUGCAAAACACAUAGUGGUCAAUCCCAGAGAUACAACAAUGAAGCAUCAUCUUGAAAAUGAGGGUUGCAAUAAAUUCUCAUAUCAAGUACCAUCAUCACCAGCCCAUGCUGUUUUUGAUAGAGAGAUGAGAAAGAGCAGGGAGAAUAUGGAUGGAAAUUUGACUAGAGUACACAAACAAAGCACUCAAGACAAGUCUGUAGUCCAUGUGUCCUCUAAGCAGAAACGUAGUCCUUCCAUGGAGGUUGGCACAAAAGUGAUUCUGAAGUCUUCAAUAUUUCCAAACAAAAGGCAUGUGGCACAUGCUAGCAUUUUGGGUUGUAGUUCAAAAAAAAUGGUUGGUGGCGUUGAGCUAGGUCGGCGGUUCAUAGAAGUGCAAGUUGAUCAACCUAUUGAGGAAUGUGAGCACUUGAUUGACAGGGGCGGAGGAAGGGGCGCCGCCGGUGGAGAGGGCGAGGCCGAGGACGGCGUGGGGCUUGAGGGCCUGCGGCCUGGUGAGGCCGACGAGGUGGUCGUCCCCGACGCCGGCGGAGCUAGGGUUCGGGGAGACGGCGGGCGGCGCUGA